Caenorhabditis elegans is the source of this 1353-nucleotide messenger RNA. It is a transcript of the gene glb-3, whose product is annotated as Globin domain-containing protein. The transcript has 6 exons. Bases 230 to 862 code for a protein of 210 amino acids. Gene Ontology annotation, molecular function: oxygen binding; heme binding. NCBI's taxonomy places the organism in Eukaryota, Metazoa, Nematoda, Chromadorea, Rhabditida, Rhabditidae. The record is from RefSeq and is marked reviewed.
UUUCAGAACUAUAAUGGGAAACGAUCAUUCAGUUGCAAACGUCGACGUUCGAGCCAGAAGGAGUCUAGAUGCUGGGAUGGUCAACAAGGCAAAACACACGUGUACAACUCCUCGUCCAUCAGUUGCACUACCUCCACCAUCACCAAAUCAACAUCGACUUUCAACAGAUUACUCGAACUAUUCGAACUCUUCCAACUGUUCAACACCACGGCGGUCGUUUUGUGAACAAAUGGGCAAUAACGUUCCAUCUCGAAGAAUGAGUCGAGCAACUGUUCAUUUAGAGAACAGUAAUGGGGCAGAUAAUAUGUCAUUUGUGGAUGCAAUUCAUUUAUCUCCACACCAAGUGCAGCUGUUGACAUCCACGUGGCCACGUAUCAAGACACAAAGCAGUCUGUUCACUCAAGUGUUCAAAGUGUUAAUGCAACGUUCCCCAGUUUGUCGAGAAAUGUUCCAGAAGAUGUCAAUCGUCGGUGGAUUUAGUAGCAAUUCAGUGUGUGAUCUCAAUUCGCAUACGAAAUUGCUCUGCGAGCUUCUUGAUUCCUUAAUGACAGACCUACACCAACCAGCCAAGAUUGUUCUGGCAAAGUGUCAAGAUGUUGGCGCAGCUCAUGUGAAUAUGAAUGAAAAGUGUUGUGGAGUAGUAUUUGAUCAAUUGGGUGAAGCAUUCACAGAGCUCAUCACAAAAGUGGAAUGUGUCCGAUCAAAACGUGAAGCUGUAAAAAGUUGGAUGUGUGUAAUAUCAUAUAUGGCUGACAGUAUUAAAAGUGGUUACAUGGAGGAGUGGGCAAAAAAGAGAAGAAGCAAUAAUCAUCAUCAACCACAACAAUAUCAAGCUGCUGGUGGAUCAUGUCCAUAUGCAUAAAAUCAGGUCAUCUAUCAUCAUUGUAUGCUUCAUCUCAAUCGCAUUUUCAUACCACGUUUUGUUCUCUUUUCUUUUUUUAAGUCUCAUAUCUUUUGCAAUCUGCGUAUCGUCCAAUGUUUAGUUCUCGUGCACUUUGCACCUACGCGCCCCGCUCGCUUCUUCCAUACCGAAACAAUUUUUUUCUCAAAUACCUUUCUCUGUGAAACAAUUUCCCUCAUUUCUUCCCUCUUUGUUUCUCUAUUUCUUCAUAUUUUCUCAUCUGUUCAUUCCCGCUCGUCUGUGAUCUCCCUGGGCCACCCGUGUGGCUAAUCCGUUCUCAUUUUCCCUUGCUCUUCUGCUUUUUCACUUGAAAAAUGCUUUCCUCUCCCAUUAUGUGAAACAUUGUCUUUGUUCAUCUAAACCUAUCUGCACCAUAAACCAUUUCAUUCUCAAUCACACCAUCACCUGUAUGUUUUUAUGUGUAAAUAAAGAUUAAAAAAUUGUUGAUAAUU